GUUAUGGCUCUUAGUCAGAUUGUUGUGCUAGCGCUGUUCGCUUUUAUGGCUAACGCCAACUCUUUGCGAGCAAAACGGCAGCUGAGUCCUGCUGUUCGACUGGAAAGCGAACUUCAUCCUCUUAUGAUGGGUAUGUAUGGAUUUGGACCAGAGAAAUCCACUUUCAAACGAUCACCGAUCAGCCUGAAACGUCACAUUUCGCCAUCAUUCGACGUUGAAGAGGAUGUUGGGAACAUGCGCACGCUGAUGGACAUUGGGAAACGUGGAAUAAGCGUUGCCGAUGAUGUUGACCAACAAAUGCAGGUAGGCUUCUAUAUGCGUUUUUUCAGAUAG
This is a messenger RNA of Strongylus vulgaris, 333 nucleotides long. NCBI's taxonomy places the organism in Eukaryota, Metazoa, Nematoda, Chromadorea, Rhabditida, Strongylidae. The record is from the annotation of a GenBank genome assembly.